Molecule: messenger RNA, 816 nt
Organism: Sphaeroforma arctica JP610
Lineage: Eukaryota; Ichthyosporea; Ichthyophonida
Exons: 2
Coding region: 52-678 (208 amino acids)
Biological process (GO): regulation of transcription by RNA polymerase II
Cellular component (GO): nucleus
Molecular function (GO): RNA polymerase II cis-regulatory region sequence-specific DNA binding; DNA-binding transcription factor activity, RNA polymerase II-specific
Source: RefSeq, a predicted model, not a curated record
GCGAUCCUGCGAGAUUACGAUGAUUGCGUUCAAGAGGCAGCUAUCGCCGCUAUGCGUGCACGAGGCUUUGUAUGGGCAACUGUCUACUUACACAGUUAUUCACCCACUUUAGCGUUCAGGGCUAACACCUCGAGGUUUUCUUCCCCAGAAAAUAAUAGGAACAUUCCAGCACACCUGAGCUCGCUCCGCACUUUUGGAACAAAGCCCAAUACUGACGGAUUGGCAUAUAAAUGCGAGUGGCCUUCUUGUGUUUUUGCUUGUGCUUUCCCUAGUGCCCUACGUGUUCAUAUGCGUGUGCAUACUGGGGAACGCCCUUACUCUUGCGAACAUCCUGGUUGCGGAAAAAAGUUUAAAAUCAGCAGCCAAUUGAAAGAACAUUUGCGUGUGCAUACUGGAGAACGCCCCUACUCUUGCGAACAUCCUGGUUGUGGAAGGAAGUUUACAAAUCACACCGGUCUGAGGGUACAUAUGCGUGGGCAUACUGGAGAACGUCCCUACUCUUGCGAGCAUCCUGGUUGUGAAAAGAAGUUUACAACUCACUCCGUUCUGAGGGUACAUAUGCGUGUGCAUACUGGGGAACGCCCUUAUGUGUGUGACUUUCCUGGCUGUGGCAAAGGCUUUACACAGCAGUCUGGUCUGAACUAUCAUCUGAAAUCACAUAAUGUUAAGUCACUAUAAUUUACAGUUUCUUUUUCUUGGCUUUACAUAAUACUACGUGAGAUAUACACCCACAAGCUAAUAACAGUCGGUGUUCAUGCAGAGCCUGAGAUUUCGCCAGAAUUGUGAGCAUCAGCAUUUGAAAGCAAUAAACCAAAC